AGUUUGCCUGAAUGUCUGGUGAGUGCAUAUGUCAAUGGCAUGAUCUUCCGGCAGAGUUAAAAGUAGAAGUUUUGCGUUAUUUGCCAUUCCAGUCUAUCAUGCGUUUCAUGCUCCUAAGCAGAGAGAGCUAUUUUUUAGCUUCACAAGCAAAAAUUAAGGUAUUCAAAGUACAGUAUCGCGGAAGAAACCAGUGCCACAUUCUGAGUAUCGCUUGGGCUAAACAUGAAAAGGAAUCUUAUAGUUGGUAUGAGGUGGAGAUUCUUCAGAACAGUGCUGAAGGAAGCGUGAUAAUUGAUUCAAAAGGUAGACGCAUUUAUUGCGAAAACGAUGCCGACUCAGUGGGCAUGCAAGUGCUUUUUCACUACACAAAACUCUUCGAUGUUCAAGAUGUAGAAAUAGAAGAACUUGUGAUGUCGUCAGGACUUUAUUGCAUGCUGCAUGGACAAUUGGAUGGUUUGACUUUGCACGCAAAACGCUUCACACUUUCCACUAACGACAAUCAACUAAUAUCGUCGCUUAUACCUUUUUUACCAAGUCAUUUAUCUUCUAUCGUCAUCUACACUGUCCAUCUCAGUCUCAAUGUUAUAACUACAACGAUAAGUAGUGACGUAUUCGAACAUGAAGCAGUACGCACGGCUCGAGAGCUCAACACUGAGAGCUUUAGCGCAGAUCUUUCCGACAAACAGAUAUGCAAUUUGAAAGCGUCUACGCUAUGCGUAUCUUCUCCACACAUUACUUCUCGCUCUAUCAAUCAAAUGAUACUUCAAUGGUUCAAAGGAGAGCGUGAAAUCAACUUAAUUGCUAUAAGCACUAACGGAGACUUGUCAUGGAGUCAGCUUCUCAACGAGAUAGAUCCUGAACGCAUUCAAGCUGGAAGUCCGCAUGGGAAUCCAGAUGUGGUGGCUAAAGUGUUGCACUCUGACCAUGGAAAUAUCUAUAUCGCUGUAUGCGACAACUACUGUGAAAUGGGACGUCCUCGUUGUUGUUUUGUACGAUACAUACCGCAUAUAAUUCGUUAAGAAAGUUACCGAGCCUGGAUUUUGCCGAAGUCCGCAUCAUCUUAUCGCUAGUUCAGAGUAGACGCAGC
Messenger RNA from Cylicocyclus nassatus, 1087 nucleotides. The record is from the annotation of a GenBank genome assembly. NCBI's taxonomy places the organism in Eukaryota, Metazoa, Nematoda, Chromadorea, Rhabditida, Strongylidae.